Beta vulgaris subsp. vulgaris (sugar beet) is the source of this 1441-nucleotide messenger RNA. RefSeq lists its product as uncharacterized. The record is from RefSeq and is a predicted model, not a curated record. Gene Ontology annotation, molecular function: protein tyrosine/serine/threonine phosphatase activity. Lineage: Eukaryota; Viridiplantae; Streptophyta; Magnoliopsida; Caryophyllales; Amaranthaceae. The transcript is spliced from 2 exons. Gene Ontology annotation, biological process: protein dephosphorylation. Bases 322 to 1098 code for a protein of 258 amino acids.
AACUAGGAACUAGGAAGAUGCUUCCGUGCGCACCUUCGAAUUUUCGAAAGGGAGAAGUUAAAAUAGAAGCGAGGACACAGCAGUCGGUUUCUUCAACAGGCAAGGCACGGCAGUUCUUUUCUGGGUCUUCUAUCUUCCUCCUUCUGUCUUUCGUCUCUGAAAUUUUAUGAUUUUAUACCCUUCAAAGUUGAAACCUUGCAUAUCUCCCUCUCUGCUCGCCUUCUACACAAAUAGCGAAAAGCCCUGGUGAAUUUUAGUUCUUUUUCUAGUACUGCCUUUUAAUUCACUCCAAAAAAAAUACAAAAAAUACAGAUAGUGAUAAUGGGUUGGGGUCUUUCAAGAUUAAUAUUUUUGAAAUCAGCAUUUUAUUUCAUAAUAUUUGUGUUAAUUCGAAGCAUUGGAUUCACAUUAUUAGCAAUCCCAUUUUUAUAUGCUUCAUUGGUGUUCUUAUUAGUUUCAAUUGCAUCACACCCACAGAUCAAUCUUCCAAUACUUUUAGGGAAGAACACAGAUGGGUCAUUUCCAAUUUGGUCAAUCAUUAUGUUCAGCCCUUUUUUACUUUUUGUUCGAAUGUUUUCAACACUGAGAAGAAUUUUGAGUAAUGAAGAGCCUUUCAGUGAGAUAUGUGAGGGAGUGUAUGUUGGGGGAUGGCCUUCUUGCCUUGAUCAAUUUCCACCUAAAAAUCCAGCCAUUAUUGACUGUACUUGUGAAUUUCCUCGAAAGUCGGAGUUUUCGAAGAAUGGGUAUUUGUGUAUUCCUACGUGGGAUACUAGGUCGCCACAGCCGUCUGAGGUUGAGUCUGCUGUUAAAUGGGCUUGCAGGAAGAGAUCUCAAGGAGUGCCUGUCUUCAUCCACUGUGCAUAUGGCCAUGGAAGAAGUGUUGCAGUUACGUGUGCGUUACUAGUGGCUUUAGGAGUGGUUGAUAACUGGAAAGAUGCAGAGAAGCUGAUUCAAAAAAGACGACCUUAUAUCAGGAUGAAUUCUCUUCAUCGAACAGCCUUGGAGGAAUGGGCAAAACACCGAUUAUCUCCACUGAGGGGAAAGGUUGGAACAGAUGUGAGCUCGGUGAUCAUGUCGAACUCUCUAGGAAACAAGUAAAUUGGAAGAGAAUAUGGUAAAACUUCGUUGUCUACUCAGCAGCAUUGUAAUUCUUAUUGAACUAACCAUUCAAGGAGAUAAUCUGCAAAAGGAACACCUUGUGCUUGACUUUGUUAAUAGCAGUUGAAGUUAGCAGGAAGAGCUUCUGAAAUGUUCGCUUUUUAUUGUGUUGAUAUGUAAAGUUCUGUUGAAUGCUCAAGAAAGGAUGACUAAUCUAAAGGCAAUGCCUAUAUUGAUCAUUGCUACGCCUCUCUGAGUAGCACCAAGAACAAGCAAACAACUAGACCAGUUUCAAAGUUAUUUAAUUACAGCGAGUAUUAGCAAUUGAGGAUGUGAAGCAUAA